AUGAAUCUCAACCUCUCCGGCACGGUAAAUGUGUUCAAACUUCUGUUCAAGCCCACGCUGUGUCUGCCGCAGCAUACGGUCGCGACGUUCAACGACCUGCCCAUUCCGUUUGAAAAAGCCUUUGAGGGCCAGAAUCGGAAAUGCGACAUCAGGGCCGUGGUGCUCGACAAGGACGACUGCUUCGCGGUUCCCCACACCAACGAGGUCCACAAGCCCUACAAGGAGCGCUUCGAGCAGCUCAAGGCCGCGUAUCCUGGCCGCCGGCUGGUCAUCGUCUCCAACACGGCCGGAGCGACGUCCUAUGACAGCUCCCUCAAGCUGGCCAAGGAGCUCGAAGAGGCCACCGGCAUCACCGUCCUGCCUCACAAGACGAAGAAGCCCGGCUGUGGCUCCGAGAUUAUGGAGUACUUUCGCAAGCACCCCGAGACGGGCGUCUCCCAUCCGUCUCAGGUUGCCGUCGUCGGCGAUCGCUUGACCACCGACAUGAUGCUGGCCAACAUGAUGGGCGGCUGGGGAUUUUGGAUCAGAGAGGGUGUUAUUGCUCCCGAGAAGAAGAGCAUUCUCUCUAGACUUGAAUGGCGACUGGCAGCAGCGUUGACUGCCAGGGGGUACAAAGCAGCCGACCCCCAGAGUCCUUUUGAGUAG
Messenger RNA from Colletotrichum tamarilloi, 645 nucleotides. RefSeq names its product HAD superfamily phosphatase. Bases 1 to 645 code for a protein of 214 amino acids. The transcript is spliced from 3 exons. The record is from RefSeq and is a predicted model, not a curated record. Gene Ontology annotation, molecular function: phosphatidylglycerophosphatase activity. Lineage: Eukaryota; Fungi; Ascomycota; Sordariomycetes; Glomerellales; Glomerellaceae. Gene Ontology annotation, cellular component: mitochondrion. Gene Ontology annotation, biological process: cardiolipin biosynthetic process.